Rotaria sordida is the source of this 831-nucleotide messenger RNA. NCBI's taxonomy places the organism in Eukaryota, Metazoa, Rotifera, Eurotatoria, Philodinida, Philodinidae. The record is from the annotation of a GenBank genome assembly.
AUGGUCGGUUGUAUGACCGUUGUUUAUGGUGCUAAAUAUGUAUAUAAAUCUACAUUGGAUUUCCAAGUUGGUAAUCGAGUAAUUAUGACUCCUAGUAAUAAUCCUCUCUUGACCAGUUCCAAAUUACCGUCCAUAUUACAAGGUCAACAGAGUGAUGUUAACUCUUCUCAAGAUAUUAUUCAAAAGGAAAUUGAUUUAAGUUCACAAUUUGGUCGAUUGUUAUGUGCUAUUUUAUUCUAUCAAGGAUUUGAAAAAUCUCAUAUGAUAAUCAGUGAAAGACGUGAAUUAGCAAAUUAUAUCUUUACAACAGGUUCACAAAUACUAAAUUUUAAUCAAAUUUUAACUAGUCUUGCUAUGUCAAUUAUUGAACGUGAAUAUGAUCGUCAAUCUCUAGAAUUUCAGUCAUCACAACGAUUAGUAAAUCAAAUUGCUAAUGUAAUUAAAAAAGAAAAUAAUCAUGGCGAUGUUCGUGUCAUACAUAAGAAUGAUUGGUUCUACUUAUUAAUUCAAUCAUUAUAUGAAUAUAUUGAUAGUAAAUUUUGGAGUUCUUUUCCUUGGUGUGGUUGUACAACUAAAGCAAAACAACGACAUAAAUUACAACAAAUAUUAGAUGAUUUACUUGCAUUAAUAUCAAAUGAUAUUCCAAAAAAUAAAGAAAUUCAACGACAAGUACAAGUUUUAAGAUUACAAAAAUUAGCAAAUCUAAAAUUUCCAGCAGCUGAUAAACGAGAAAUAUGUGCUCGACCAAUAGAAGAGAUUCGAGCAUGGCAAUUAAAACAAAAAACUGAAGGAAUAACAUCAACAUCAGCAGUUGCACUUGAGAAAUAUUGA